Messenger RNA from Lachancea fermentati, 1050 nucleotides. NCBI's taxonomy places the organism in Eukaryota, Fungi, Ascomycota, Saccharomycetes, Saccharomycetales, Saccharomycetaceae. The record is from the annotation of a GenBank genome assembly.
AUGCCUAUCCAUACGUCGACCACUGAGGUCUCGAAGGCUAUUGACAGAUCGAUAGGUACAGACUUCUUUCCUCCAGCACAAACAUCAGAUGAAGAACGUUACUUUGUAACCAAUCCCAGGCCAGCCUACCUAGAUGACCUCGUUAAGCAAGCGCGCGAGUUUAUAGCUUUGCAGCAUUCAAUGGGGAGGGAGCGUAUUGUUUUAGUGACGUCUGGAGGUACUACUGUUCCCCUAGAGAACAACACCGUUAGAUUCAUCGACAACUUUUCGGCAGGCACUCGUGGUGCGUCAAGUGCGGAGCAAUUUCUCUUCCAAGGCUAUUCCGUCAUAUUCUUACAUAGAGAGUUCUCUUUGACCCCAUUUAAUCGUAAUUUCACUCAUAACAGUGAGGCAUGUUUCCUAGACUACUUCGAUGGUGAUGGCAACAUUAAUCCAAAAUACAGGUCUGCAAUUUUGCAUAACAAAGCAUUGUAUGACAAAUAUAUGAACAGCGAAAAGCAACUCCUUCUUUUACCUUUUACGACUGUGAACCAGUAUUUAUGGUCUCUAAAAUCAGUGGCUAAGCUACUCAACCAGAGUGGAAGCCUCUUUUAUCUUGCUGCGGCAGUAAGUGAUUUUUUUGUUCCUUACUCACGGUUACCUGAGCAUAAGAUUCAAUCACAAGAAGCAAAUCAGAAAGAUCUCGCGGAUGGUAAUAGUCACACUACCAUAGAUGGGAAGCUUAUCGUGAAUUUGGAUCCAGUCCCAAAAUUUUUGAGAAGGCUAGUCGUGUCGUGGGCAAGAGAAGCAAUGAUAGUUUCUUUCAAAUUAGAAACAGACAACAAUAUUCUAAUUAAAAAAGCCACACAAGCACUUGAUAGGUAUAGCCACCAGUUGGUAAUUGGAAACCUUCUUCAGACAAGAAACAAGGAAGUUGUCUUGGUAUCAGAGGAAAACCGUGAAGGAGAUUGGGUCAGACUUGACUCUCAGCACAAAACAAUUGAGGAACUCAUAAUUCCAGAAGUCAUCAAGCGUCAUAGCACAUGGAUCAGAUCGCAAGCUGAAAAAUGA